This is a messenger RNA of Tachysurus vachellii, 1151 nucleotides long. RefSeq names its product lysophospholipase 1 (gene lypla1). The transcript is spliced from 10 exons. The record is from RefSeq and is a predicted model, not a curated record. NCBI's taxonomy places the organism in Eukaryota, Metazoa, Chordata, Actinopteri, Siluriformes, Bagridae. Bases 203 to 892 code for a protein of 229 amino acids. Gene Ontology annotation, cellular component: cytoplasm. Gene Ontology annotation, biological process: protein depalmitoylation. Gene Ontology annotation, molecular function: palmitoyl-(protein) hydrolase activity; carboxylic ester hydrolase activity.
GCGUCAUAAAAGGCAGAACUUCCUGUGUCAGUUUGGAGUGAAGGGUAUAUGGUUGGUCCAAAACGCCACACCCCUAGAGUGCUGAUCCCGGAUCAGGCUUUUGAUUCAGAAACCACAGUCCUUAUUUGCAGGAGACACAGCGUGGGUGUCGGCGUGGGUACAUGUUUAUUCUCCUACUGAAAGUCAUCCUGAUCUCCGGUAUAUGUGCGGUAAUAACAUGUCCGUGCCGCUUCCCUCCAUUGUGCCGGCCGCCCGCAAAGCUACAGCGGCGGUAAUCUUCCUCCAUGGCCUGGGAGAUACAGGACAUGGCUGGGCUGAGGCUAUGGCUGGGAUCAGGACCCCUUAUGUCAAGUACAUUUGCCCUCACGCACCAGUAAUGCCAGUUACCCUUAACAUGAACAUGGCAAUGCCUUCCUGGUUUGAUAUCAUUGGGUUGGGUCCAGAUGCAGAGGAGGAUGAGACUGGGAUUAAAAAGGCUGCAGAAAGCAUCAAUGCUUUGAUCGAUCAGGAGGUAAAGAACGGAAUUCCGUCUCAUCGCAUCGUAUUGGGUGGCUUCUCACAGGGUGGUGCACUAUCACUUUAUACGGCUCUAAAGACCCAUCAGAAACUUGCUGGUGUUGUUGCUCUAAGCUGCUGGCUGCCUCUCAGGAACUCGCUCUCAAAGUCAGCGAUUGGCACUAAUAAGGAUAUACCAGUGCUACAGUGUCACGGUGAAGCAGAUCCUCUGGUUCCUUUGAUCUUUGGGCGUCUUACGGUGGAGAAGCUUAAGACCAUGCUGAAUCCUAACAGCAUCACCUUCAAAACAUAUCCUGGGAUGCCCCACAGCGCCUGCCCAGAGGAAAUGGUGGAUAUAAAACAAUUCAUUGAGAAGCAGCUACCUCCCAUUGACUAAUCAACAACGCCUUAAUGAUCCAUUGUGUUGAUCAGUGGCUACAAGCCCUUUCCAGCUAAUGUCUUGUCAUUUGACUGAACUGACGACAAAACAACCAAAUCCAAAUUCUGGACUAAUCCUGAUCUUGAACUUGUGCAAAUUCAAGACAGUACAAUGGUUCUCAGUUCUUGUUCUGGUAUACUCAUACCCUGCAUAUUUUGUUAGUUUUUCUUGCUUUAACAUGAUUAAUUAAAUCACUCAAUAAACUGGCACUUCCUGA